Molecule: messenger RNA, 4549 nt
Organism: Prionailurus viverrinus (fishing cat)
Lineage: Eukaryota; Metazoa; Chordata; Mammalia; Carnivora; Felidae
Gene: ENGASE
Product: endo-beta-N-acetylglucosaminidase
Exons: 15
Coding region: 116-2515 (799 amino acids)
Biological process (GO): protein deglycosylation
Cellular component (GO): cytoplasm
Molecular function (GO): mannosyl-glycoprotein endo-beta-N-acetylglucosaminidase activity
Source: RefSeq, a predicted model, not a curated record
GCGGCCGAAGGCGGGGCCGGAUCCAGGCCAGCGAUUGGCCGGUGUUCAGAGGCGGGGUCUGAUCCAGGCCUGCGAUUGGCCGGAGGCCGGCCGUGGCGGCGGGAGCGGCGUGGUGAUGGAGACCGCGGGGCCUAGGACCCGGGCGGCUGCGCGGCUUGGGGCGCACGCGACGCGGGAGGAGCAGCGGAAGCGGCGGCCUGUGCGCCGGUGGCAGCGGAGGAGAAUCGAGGAGGAACAAGAAGAAGCAGUCUUUCGUGAAGUGGUCAGUUUUACCCGGGAUCCUCUGCCAGCUAGAUAUUAUGACAAGGACACCACCAAACCCAUCAGCUUUUACUUACCUUCGCUGGAGGAACUCUUGGCGUGGACGCCCGAUGUGGAGGACAGCUUUAAUGUGGCCCUGGAACCCCUCAAGUGUCGGCAGCCCCCUCUGAGCAGCCAGAGGCCCCGGACAUUGUUGUGCCAUGACAUGAUGGGCGGAUACCUGGAUGACAAGUUCAUUCAGGGCUCGGCGGCGCAAAAUCCCUAUUGCUUCUACCACUGGCAGUGUAUUGACAUCUUUGUGUACUUCAGCCAUCACCUGGUGACCAUCCCCCCCGUGGGCUGGACCAAUGCUGCCCACAGGCACGGGGUCUGUGUGCUGGGGACUUUCAUCGCCGAGUGGAAAGAAGGUGGGCGGCUCUGUGAAGCCUUUCUGGCCGGGGACGAGCACUCCUACCAGGCGGUGGCCGAUCAGCUCGUCCUGAUCGCCCAGUUUUUCCGUUUUGAUGGCUGGCUCAUCAACAUCGAGAGCUCUCUGAGUCUGGCCGCCGUGGGGAACGUGCCCCCUUUCCUCCGGUACCUGAGCACGCAGCUCUGUCGGCAGGUCCCGGGGGGCCUGGUGCUCUGGUACGACAGCGUGGUGAGCAGCGGGCAGGUCAAGUGGCAGAAUGAGCUCAAUGAACAGAACCGGAUCUUCUUCGACUCCUGCCACGGCUUCUUCACUAACUACAACUGGCGGGAGGAGCACCUGGACAGAAUGGUAGCGCAGGCCGGCGGGCGCCGGGCCGACGUGUACGUGGGAGUGGACGUGUUCGCCCGGGGCAACGUCGUCGGGGGCCAGUUCGACACCCACAAGUCGCUGGAGCUGAUCCGGAAGCACGGAUUCUCGGCCGCUCUCUUUGCCCCUGGCUGGGUGUACGAGUGUUUGGAGAAGAGGGAUUUCUUCCAGAACCAGGACAAGUUCUGGGGCUUGCUGGGACGCUACCUGCCCCCACACAGCAUCUGCUCUCUGCCCUUUGUCACUUCUUUCUGCCUGGGCAUGGGGACUCGAAGAGUGUGCUACGGCCAGGAGGAGGCGGUGGGGCCCUGGUACCACCCGAGCGCCCAGGAAAUCCAGCCCCUGUUUGCAGAGCACAGGCCGGAAGGGGACGGGCAGGGCUGGGUGAGGACGCACUGCUGCCUGGAGGACGCCUGGAACGGGGGCAGCUCCCUGCUCAUCCGCGGGGUGAUCCCGCCCGAGGUCGCGCACGUGGCUGUGAGCGUCUUUGAGCGGGUGGGGCGGCAGCGCGAACUGGCUGCACAAACCACCCCGGCACCUCCUCGCCUCGCAAAACCGAACCUGGUCCCGCAGAGCAGCUCCCGUCCCCCCGCCCCCCACCCGGCCACCGCCCUGCUCGCCGUUGCCGAGUCCGACCGCUUCUCGUUCCUGUGGAGUCGCAGAACCAAGAUCUUUGGGCUGUUCUCCCUGCACGUCCCGGUGCCCCCCAAAAUUUUCCUGUCCAUGGUGUAUAAGCUGGAAGGGCCUUCGGAUGUUGGGGUGGCGUUGGAGCUCACCACCGGGGACGCGGGCAGCUGUCACGUCGGUGGCAUCUCGACGUUGAGUGCAGAAGCGAGCUCCAGGCACAGCCCCCGCCCCCUCCGGGUGCCCCCCACCAAGCUGGCCAGAUGGAUGGGCCACUGCGGCCAGCAGCUCAGCGGGGGCUGGGUCCAGCGCUGCUACGAGGUGAACCUUCGGGGCUGCGUCCUGCAGGACCUCUGGGUCAGCUUCUCGCGGCCUCCCGGCAGCCGGGAGCAGGAGGCCUUUGUCUGCCGCCUGGGAGAGCUCCAGGUGGUGGAUGCCAACAGCCUGCUCAGCCCUCUGCCCCGGGUGCAGGCCGUCAGUGUCUCCCGGGUGCGCUGGCAGCGGGCCGCCCCCGAGGAGGAGGAGGAGGAGGAGGAGCAGCGCCCGGCCCGGCUCCGGCUCAGCUGUGCUCUGCACUGGUCCUACCCCCUGUCUCACGUCCGAUGCUUCCGCAUCCACUGCUGCAGAGCGACCGGCUCUCCUGCGGAGGGGCCCCCGGGGCCGGAGAAGCCCGCGCUCCUGGGCCUGGCGUUUGUCAACCAGUAUCGCGUAGUGGACCUGGCGGUGGCAGCCGCGGGGCCAGGCACGGACGGCCGCAUGGAGUUCCUGGUGGAGCCCGUCCCCAGGGAGGGAUUUCUGGUGCCGAAGGCCGAGUGGGGCCGGGCGGCCCUGCUCUACUCCGGGCCCCACACGUGAGCGAGCAUUAAAGCAAAGACCCUCCCGGCCUCGAGGCUACGGCUGCUUCUGCGCCGGGGCCCCGCGAAGCGUGCAGAUGACCACAGGCCCCUGGGAGGCUGCGGGCUGGGGCUUUCUUGUGGGGGACAUUGCUAAUCGGAAACCCGAGAGGUCCGUUUGCUGGGUGGGCGAUUUCCUGGGGUGAAGGAGCUCUGUUCCGUCUCCUCUGUGGAAUACGGUUCUGCAAGUGACAGAACUGGGAAAAGUGAGUCCCGUCCGUCCGCGAAGGCCGCUUCCCAAUGGGCCGAGAGACGCUUACGCUCACCAGGCUUGAAGGAGGCAGGUGGUGGCCCCUGAGCAGCCCAGGGGCGAUUCCCAGGGUGAGGGCUGAGGGCGGAGUGGGGGGAGGGUGCUGAGGACUGAGCCCCUGGCCGGGCUGGCACCAGGUCGUACCUGCUCCCGGGCCAGGUGGGCUGCCCCAGUCCAGACCAUCCUGUGUUGCAGCUUUCCCAGUUCGCUGUCCCCGUGAGCUGGGGCCACCUGUGGGGCAUCUCACGGGCCGCGGGUCCUGCUGUGUCUCUCCCGGGUUGUUGGUCCUGGCGAAGCUUGCACGGACGUCGUCCUCUGGGCCCCUGGGGCAGCCCGGGAGGCCCAGGAAGGCCCUCGGCCUGCAGCCCGGCCCCAGCCUGUCCGCGGGCACUCUGGCUGCCCUGUUCCAUCACAUCCGCCUGCCUCGGCCUCUCCCAGGGUGGGCCGCGCUAUGGCCCCUUGAGAAGUGUUAGCAAAGGCCCUUCGGGGACUCUCUUCACUGGGCCCCCUUCCUCUCUUGCCUCCUUCUCUAUCUUCUAGCACCUUCCUUCCCUCUGCCAGUGGCUCUGCAUGGGGAGGAGGGGAGGGGGUGAGGGAGCCAGAGAUGGCUCCUGCAGUCACACAGCUCCCCUGUCGAUCGCUGGGCCACUGUGCUGACUUCCUAGGGGUGGGCUCUCCACCCCGUGGCCUUGCCCGGCUCGUCUCUUGGGCCAGAGCAGUGUCGUCACUCCCGGGGUCUCACCCUGGGGCUGCCCAGGGCCAACGUUGGGGGUCACUUGCCCAUUUCUCUGUCCUCCACCCGUGCUAUGAGAGGUGGAGCGGUCCCAAGGGCCAGACAGUCCCAGCCAGGGGGUCACACCUAAGGGGUGGCCUCGGGUCCAAGGCCAGGGGUCCACGGACUUGGUCUCACGCUGUAGGGAGGAGAGAGGCCACCAGGCGGCAGUACAGCCACACCGCCUCAGCCUGGGGUUCAGAGGGGUGUCGGGGUGGCCUUGGUAAACUCGGCCAGCAGGACAGCAAAGGGGGUCUCCUUCGGGGCUGACGUUUGCCCAGGCACCCACGUGCCCCCUUCCCGGUGAGACAGAGGAACAAAGUUUUACUCUCCGAGUCCCGUGCGUGGCCUACCCAGCUCAGCCCCCGGUGGGGAAUGGGUUUGCCCGGCCGAGGGGGAAGUGCUUCAUGUGGAACAGGAUGGUGCCUCCACUGACCAGCUGGGAAGCGCAGGCCACCCACGACCCCUGGUUGUCCCUGCGGAGCUGGACGGCUCAGCAGACUGGUGGGAAGGACCUGAGCCACUCGGAGCUGCUCACACAAGCGUGUUCGCGGUUUGGAACUAUCCCUGGAGCGCUUUGAGCCUCUCCUGCUUCGUGCCCUGGGGAACCGGGGUGGAGGCUCCUGGCCUGCUCCCUGCGUCCCCAGCGGGGGGAGCCCCGGGUGCCCCGAAGCCGACCGCCUGCUGUGACGUCCAGCUCUUCAUUCACGAGGCCUGUUUGCUUCUUUAAUUGCUGGUUCCCCCAAAUGUUUUAUGCAGAGAAGGAGGGAAAGUUUAUAGCGGCCAUGACCUUCUCACAGUCUGGGGGGGCAGGCGAUUAGAAGCGAGAGACCACGCAACCCCAGCUCCCCGGGAGCUCCGUCCCGGCCUGCAGACAGCAGAGGCUCUGGGCAGGAAACUUAGUAUGUUAGCAUUUCAGCCUGUGCCCCUGUGGUGGGUGUAAUCGCUCUCAAAUAAAUUGUUCUGGGUGAAAA